UGAGAAUGUUGACUUUACUCAUUUGGAAGGACCGCCUCACCGGCUUUCGCAGCCAUCAGAGCAGAGGCAUCAGCCAAUGCGGAAGGUCACACUGACAAAGGGGACAGUGCAGCAACCGUAUCAGCCUCAUCAGCACCAUCUAUCACAGAUUCAGUCUAUGUAUCCUCAAGGACUAAAAAAUAUCCCAGGGAUACAUCAAAUGAAAAAGGGUAUUCUGCAUGGGAGAGGCAGGGGGAUCGUGAGCCAGAUGGGCCGAGGCCGCUUAAUGUCAAGUAAGCCAAAUCUGCGGGUGGUGGAAUGCAAACCUCAGCCCAGUGUGGUGUCAGUGGAAGGGCUUUCUUCAUCCACCACGGACAUUCAGCUGAAGAACCUGCUCAUGUCAGUAGGACCCAUUCAGGUAUUCCUAUCACCAGUGAAGGAAGGAAGCAAAUAUAGUUCUGUGGAGUAAAAAUUCUCAGUGAAACCUCCUUUGUUGACUGAAUUUAUCACCUGCCCUCCCUCCAAAUUUUUUUUAUAUAUAUAAAGUUUUUAUUUUUUCAUUUUCAUAACAUAUAACCA
This is a messenger RNA of Thamnophis sirtalis, 558 nucleotides long. The record is from RefSeq and is a predicted model, not a curated record. NCBI's taxonomy places the organism in Eukaryota, Metazoa, Chordata, Lepidosauria, Squamata, Natricidae.